CAUCUUUGACAUGCAACAGAUGACGGACUUUGCAAGGUCAGAGGAAGUAUGCCGUUAAGCAAGGCCAAUUUAUCUGGGACACCUUCAUUUUAAUAGUGAAAAGAGCACCUGAGACAUGAAUUGAACCGCCAACCUACUUUUCAUUCAAUUUAUUUCCAGACCCAGUGCAUAACAUUACUUCAAUUUUGAGGGCAGCAACGUCUCAGGAGCCUCCAAAAUGUCUCGUCUGUUUGGUAUGUACGGUAGAGUGUGCGCUUCUCGCCCCUGGGAGGUUAUUGUAGCGGUCAUAACGUUAACGGCAUGCUUUUUAACCAUGGAGAAAUCUCAGAAACCUGUUCCGAUUACCACGCCUUCGACAUGCCUUGGGUGCAAAGAAGACCACUUUCAUGCUGCCGAUGUUGUUGUGAUGACCAUAAUCCGAUGCCUAGCUAUACUUUACAGCUACCACCAGUUUAGAAACCUUCAGAAUCUAGGCUCGAAAUACAUCCUCGGAAUAGCCGGUUUGUUUGUUGUGUUCUCUAGCUUUGUUUUCACUUCUGCGGUGCUCAAUAUCUUGCAGAUAGAACUAGUGGAUCUCAAAGACGCAUUAUUCUUCUUCCUGUUGCUAAUAGAUUUAUCUAAAGCUGCCAAAUUAGCUCAGUUCGCUCUAAUAUCGUCGAGUGAGGAUGAGAUUGCAUCAUGUAUCGCAAAAGGGGUAUCUAUUUUAGGUCCCACCAUCACCUUAGAUACUGUUGUGGAAACACUUGUGAUAGGUGUGGGGACGUUAUCUGGAGUUCAUAGACUUGAGAUCUUAUCAUAUUUUGCUUGUCUGUCUGUGAUAGUAAAUUAUAUAAUUUUUAUGACAUUUUACCCUGCGUGCUUGUCGUUAAUGAUGGAGCUAGGCAAAGUAUCAAAUUUCUAUGGAGAGGAAAAAGCUGGAGUCACUAAAAUGUUAUUGGAAGAAACCGAAAAAUCUAACCCAGCAGUCCAGAGAGUGAAACUGAUAAUGUCGAUAGGGCUUAUGGCAGUUCAUAUUCACAGCAGAUGGUCUGUUACGAGCGGUAACCCUCAAGAAGGCUUAAACAAAAACCAAACAGAAACAGUAGAUUACCGGGAGGACACUUCAUUUUAUGGAUAUCUUAUGAAACAGUUUGCCUUAAGUGCAGAUCACAUAGUCAUCCUUAUCCUGUUGAUAACGCUUAUGAUCAAGUUUAUAUUCUUUGAAAGCAAAGAUCCUUUAAGAGAACACAUCGAGCCGGAAACUAUAAGGGAGAUAAAAAGGGGCAUACAAAGGCAAAACGUACAAUUUCAUCCAGUGUAGAAGUCCAGACUGAUGUAGAGUACAACCGUUUUAUUGAGACAGAAGAUUCGGAUGAACAGGUUAGUGAUGCACCAAGGAGUCUACCGGAUUGUUUGAAGAUAUACAGAGCAGAUGAAACGUCAGAAUUAACAGAUGAUGAAAUCGUUAUGCUCGUCGACACCAAACAUAUACCUGCAUAUAACUUGGAAAAGGCAGUGAAAAACCCCGAGAGAGGUGUGAAAAUAAGAAGAAAGAUUUUGGAAAAUAAUCUUAAGAAGAGAGAAUCUCUGAUUAAUCUACCAUAUAGAAAUUAUGAUUAUAGCAAAGUAUUAGGAGCAUGUUGUGAAAAUGUUAUAGGGUAUAUUCCAGUUCCUAUUGGAGUUGCUGGACCACUGCUGGUAGAUGAUAAAAAGUACUAUAUUCCUAUGGCUACAACUGAAGGAUGUCUCAUAGCUAGUACAAAUAGAGGUUGUCGUGCAAUUGAGAAGAGUGGUGUAAAAAGUAGGCUCAUCUCGGAUGGCAUGACAAGAGCGCCCGUGGUUAGAUUUCCUUCAAUUGUAAAAGCCAGUGAUGCAGUUACGUGGAUCAAAGAUACUGACAAUUUUGCUGCUCUGAAACUGUCGUUUGAUUCCACCAGUAGGUUUGCUAAGCUGCAGAAGAUCAGCACACACAUUGCUGGAAGAUAUCUGUUCAUAAGGUUUGUAGCAGAAACAGGAGACGCAAUGGGCAUGAACAUGAUAUCGAAAGGAACCGAAUGUUGCUUGCACGCUCUCCAACGGCAUUUUCCAGAAAUGGAAAUCCUCAGUUUGAGUGGCAACGUUUGUACUGACAAAAAACCAUCCGCCAUAAAUUGGUUGCAGAAUAGAGGCAAAAGUGUAGUUUGCGAAUGUAUUAUAAGCUCGGAAGUGGUUGCAUCGGUGCUUAAAACGACCACUAAAGCCCUGAUUGAUCUCAAUAUUUCUAAGAAUAUGGUUGGGUCUGCAAUAGCUGGAAGCAUAGGUGGUUUCAAUGCACACGCGGCGAAUAUAGUGACGGCCAUCUUCAUCGCCACAGGUCAAGACGCAGCCCAAAACAUAUCAAGUAGCAAUUGUAUGACUAUCAUGGAACCAUGGGGUCAAAAUGGGGAAGAUCUGUACGUCUCAUGCACUAUGCCGUCUAUAGAAAUUGGAACGAUUGGUGGAGGCACGAUCCUGCCGGCGCAGUCCGCCUGCCUGGACAUGCUAGGCGUCCGAGGCCCCCACGAAGACAUUCCCGGUGCGAACGCCAAGCAGUUGGCGCGUAUCGUAUGCGCGUCAGUGGUCGCGGGAGAAAUUUCUUUAAUGGCGGCGUUGGCCAGCGGCCAUCUGGUCAAGAGCCAUCUCAAAUACAACAGAUCGUACUCGGGCAAAAGCGCGUUGGGUCUCGGCCUGAGUUGCGGUAGCGUCGGCAGCUGUGACAGGUAACUGUCGGCCGGCGACUGCGGAGGCACGUACAGGAUUCAUCGAUAAAAUUUAGUUAGGUGGUGUAGAAUGCUGUCAAGGUAAAUGUCAACGAUCCGCAGUCGUAAAACAUGGCCAAAAGUGGGAAGAUUUACCUGAAUUUCAACAAAAACCUUCAUAUGGGUUCGAGGAAUGCGCUCGAAUUAGAGUUUUACGUUUUUGAGGCUGCUGAUACCGAAUUUGACAUCGUUUUUGCGUAAAGUUUGAUAUCAGUUUAAAACAAUGGCGGAUUCAAUAUUGCGGACAUGUUUGCAUGGAUCAGUUUAAAAUGCCGGAUGCAGUAUGUACGUUUUUGCUGUCGCCGAUAACGAAUUUUAUACAGAUUAUAUAUAUACGUAUAUAUAUAUAGUUAGGUGAAAAAUUAAAGCUUCCGCCUUUUGUUGGGUACUUCGACAAAAUUUAAGCAAAGAGGAC
Messenger RNA from Acanthoscelides obtectus, 3171 nucleotides. NCBI's taxonomy places the organism in Eukaryota, Metazoa, Arthropoda, Insecta, Coleoptera, Chrysomelidae. The record is from the annotation of a GenBank genome assembly.